UGCUUUUGUUAUCUCACAGUUUCAGAUUCUUGGUGGGUUUUAGAUAAAUUGGGUGUGGCAAUAAAAAAUUGAACUUUGGAAUAGGAAAAAUAGGAUAUCCAAAAAUUCCAACUUUAUUCAAGAAGAAGAAUCUCUAUUUGUCCAAAUCGAAAAUCUCCUUUCUGUGUUUUCUCUUCAUCUCCAGCAAUCUAUAAUACUUUCGACGCGAUUUUCGAGUCGUCGGAUAUAAGGAGAGAAGAGAGAGAUGGAGAUCGACAAGGCGAUCGGAGAAAGCGAUGAUAAGAGGUUGAGGACCAAGUACAAUAACGCCAUCUUCGUCAUCAAGAGAGCUCUUGCUCUUUACUCUAUUGAAGAGGUCGCCUUUAGUUUCAAUGGAGGAAAAGAUUCGACUGUGUUAUUGCACCUUCUUAGAGCUGGCUAUUUUUUGCAUAAGAAAGAGCUGAGUUGUUCUAAUGGAGGUCUAUCAAAAUUUCCAGUCCGGACCAUAUACUUCGAGAGCCCUUCUGCGUUUACUGAAAUCAAUGCAUUCACAUAUGAUGCAGCUCAAACUUACAAUCUGCAGCUUGAUAUCAUUCGCCAGGAUUUCAAAUCCGGGUUGGAGGCAUUGUUGAAGGCUAACCCUAUCAGAGCUAUUUUUCUUGGUGUCCGAAUUGGUGAUCCUACUGCGGUUGGUCAAGAGCAGUUCUCUCCUAGUUCCCCUGGUUGGCCGCCCUUUAUGAGGGUGAAUCCUAUAUUGGAUUGGUCAUAUAGAGAUGUUUGGGCAUUUCUCCUAACUUGCAAGGUCAAGUAUUGCAGUCUUUAUGACCAGGGAUAUACAUCAAUUGGGAGUAUUCAUGAUACUGUUCCCAAUGCAUUAUUGUCUGUUAACAACGCCAGCAAUAAAGAGAAAUUCAAACCUGCUUAUUUGCUCUCUGAUGGGAGGUUAGAGAGGGCAGGGAGAGUCAAGAAAGUUGCUUCAAUCAAGAAUGACAUAAAUAGUGAUUCACAAAAACACGAGGUGCUUUUGGCCUCAGUUAUUGCUGUUGGCGAUGAGAUUCUGUCUGGCACUGUUGAAGAUCAGUUAGGACUCUCUCUGUGUAAAAAGCUGACCUCUGUUGGUUGGUCGGUGCAACAAACUUCUGUUCUUCGGAAUGAUAUAGAUUCUGUAUCCGAGGAAGUUGACCGCCAAAGGUCUACCAGUGAUAUGGUAUUUAUUUACGGAGGAGUUGGUCCUUUGCAUUCAGAUGUUACUUUGGCUGGUGUUGCUAAGGCAUUUGGGGUUCGCCUGGCACCUGAUGAAGAGUUUGAGGAAUACCUUAGGCAUCUUAUCAGCGAGCAGUGUACAGGUGACAGGAAUGAGAUGGCUCAGUUACCAGAAGGAAUCACAGAACUGCUACAUCAUGAAAAGCUUUCGGUGCCAUUGAUCAAGUGCCGCAAUGUGAUUGUUCUUGCUGCUACAAACACUGAGGAGCUUGAGAAGGAGUGGGAAUGUCUGACCGAGCUAACUAAAUUGGGUGGAAGUUCAUCACUCAUAGAGCUAUAUGCGUCAAGGCGCCUGAUGACAUCUUUGACAGAUGUUGAGGUUGCAGAACCUCUGUCCAAACUUGGUCUUGAAUUCCCAGACAUAUAUCUUGGGUGUUACCGAAAAUCCAGACAAGGUCCUAUAAUUAUCUGUUUGAAGGGAAAGGAUAAUGCACGCGUUGACUCAGCUGUACAGGCACUAUGCAAGAAGUUCAAGCAAAGUGUGUUCGUAGAAAUCAAAUAGACACAAGUUUAGUUACCGGUCGAGCCUGAGAGAGGCGGCUUCAGUGGCCAACUUGAGUAGCUUCUAUGUACCGGUCACAGACACAGAGGAAGUAACCGGAGGGAAUAGGUUCAAAGCCUUUGAAAUAAAUGUCGUAUCAACUUUUUAAGUAAUGGAAUUUGUAGGAAACUAGCCCAAAAGGGUUUUGCUUUUUAUAUAUCUUGUCAUAAACUUGAUUUUAAGGCACUUGAUUCAGAAACUUGACCCUA
Eutrema salsugineum is the source of this 1992-nucleotide messenger RNA. Its product is annotated as FAD synthase. Gene Ontology annotation, biological process: FAD biosynthetic process. Gene Ontology annotation, molecular function: FMN adenylyltransferase activity. The transcript has 17 exons. The record is from RefSeq and is a predicted model, not a curated record. Lineage: Eukaryota; Viridiplantae; Streptophyta; Magnoliopsida; Brassicales; Brassicaceae. The coding region runs from base 245 to 1744 and encodes 499 amino acids.